UUUUUUUUUGGUCCCUUUUAAAUAGUUCAACAAACAUAUAUCCUUUUCCCUUUUUCUGUUAUUUGACUCUUUUCCUCGUUUCCCGACUCUUCAAACGCCUUUUAUUAGAUAAUGCUCAUGAUGACAUCGCCGGCUUUUAAUACGUCUUCUACUUCAAAUACUCCCAGUACGACUAAUCAUUUAAAAGGAAAGAAGCCUUAUAAAAGUUGGCUCAAAGAUGGCGUGAAUGGUGGUCCUUGUUCGAUGGACGUCUUGGUCAACUGGCUAUCAAAGAAAGCCAAUUAUGCGAAAUGGAAAGGAGAUGAAUGUGAAAGAAUACCCAAAAAAUCAUUAUUAGAAGAUAUCAUUGAGGAAAUGAGACAAGUCGGCAUCCAUCAUCGCUUAGCAAAAGACGUCGCCUCCAAGAUUUCCACUUUACAAAGCAAUUAUCGCUUGGCGCGUGAAUGGAACGAAACAGACGGCAGGAAACUGCUAAAAACGGGUGCCAGUGAAGAAAGCGUGCAUGAGGAACUGUUGAAAAGAUUUCCUUACUGGGACGCUUUGGAUGAAGUAUUUUCUUCUUGGUCCAUGUCGAUUAGUAAUUUGAUGCAUUCCAGUCACCCUCAUCAUCAACAAAAAGCACAGAUUCCUCCUCUCAUCAAGAAAGAGCCAUUUGAGCACUCGAACGACGCUUAUCAUUUUGGUAAACGCAAGCGGAAAUCAGUCGAUCUCGAUAUCAACGCCAAACGAUCGCCCAUGGGAGGCAUCCCUCCACCUCAUCGUACGCCCGAUAGGCCCAGUCAAAGUUUUCCUACAUUACAGCAGCAGCAGCAGCAACAUCAUUCACCUAUGAUUAUACGGCCUCUCCCCAGAGUCUUGCAUUCGCCUAUUCACAAAGUGAUACCACCACCACCACUACCAUCACCACCAUCACAACAACAACAGUCAUUACUCGCAGCAUCCUUACUUCAAGUGACACGUGAAAAAGAAGCAGGCCGAAUGAAACGAUCCAAAGAAAUGCUGCAGUUUCUACGUGAAAAACGGAUCGAAAGAGACCAACUUUUAAUUGAAAAAGAACUGACAAAACGAGUCAAAGCCAAAGCUGAAUUAGUCAAGAGCUUACUAGAAGCCGGUUUUGACAAACAAGCCAUUGCUGAACAACUCAACAAAUUAUGAAACCCAAUAGGAUGUAGUUUUAUGACACAUGCCACUUUUUCUUUGUUCAAAUAUAUAUUUUUUUUUUUAUCUUUUCUACUACUAUUACUAUUACUAUUAUUACUAUUGCUACUAUUAUUAACCUUUCUUCUCCUAUGCCAAAUUGUACUUUAUCGCUUCAACCUCAUACCCUUUUUCAGAAUUGCUUUUUUUUUUUUUCUUUUUUUUUUCUUGAUACAUUUACAC
This is a messenger RNA of Mycotypha africana, 1380 nucleotides long. RefSeq lists its product as uncharacterized. Lineage: Eukaryota; Fungi; Mucoromycota; Mucoromycetes; Mucorales; Mycotyphaceae. The transcript is spliced from 5 exons. The record is from RefSeq and is a predicted model, not a curated record. Bases 112 to 1155 code for a protein of 347 amino acids.